AUGUUCGAGCCACUGCUCUCGUUCUGCGAUGAUGCGGAUCAGUGCAACUCGUCAGGGGAGCUCCUGCUGAAUCAAACAUUCGACGAGGAGGAUGAGGAGGAGAUGCUGGCGGAGAAGCCUUCCUUCUGGAACGAGUGCAUGCAGGAGAUCGUGGCGCUUCAACGGCGAAAUGAGCGAAGCAAGCGAGAGCUGCAGGCAGAGCGAGACAAGAGCCAACUCUUGUCGAGACUCACGUGGGAGGUCUCGUCAGUCUCGCAUGGCAAUGCUCCAUCCUUCAUGGCCUACAUCCGAUUCUUUCAGACGUACCGCGUCGAACGCUGGGUCUCAAGCUACGCGUUCUCGCGAUGGAAGGAGAAGAGCAGGCGCGCGAGAGUCUCGGAGAAGGCGGACAUGAAUGUGGCUCUGCUUGCAGGCUUGGCACUGCAUGGCGCGAGUGCGACGUCUGAGAUGGGCACGGAGCAGGCGGCAGACCCUCCGCCUCUGGACUCGCUGGCUCCGGUUUCACUCCCUCCUAUGCAGCACCAUGGCACGCAUGAGCAGACUCGCCUGGUCCUCCUGGCGGCGACGUCAGCUCCUCGACCUGUACCGAUCGUUCCGUGA
Messenger RNA from Guillardia theta CCMP2712, 600 nucleotides. RefSeq lists its product as hypothetical. Bases 1 to 600 code for a protein of 199 amino acids. The transcript has 3 exons. The record is from RefSeq and is a predicted model, not a curated record. NCBI's taxonomy places the organism in Eukaryota, Cryptophyceae, Pyrenomonadales, Geminigeraceae.